GAUUUCCCCUCAAAUUAUUAAGGAUGCCUGUGUCCUGACUUAUCUGGGAGAAAAUCUUACUGUACAAACAAAUAAGAGGCAGGAGGAAAAAAGAGGCCUUCAGAAACCCUACUUUCUGGUCACAGCAAGAUCAACUCCUCUGAAAAAGCUAAAGCAGCCUUUGAGGAGGUUUUGGCUUGCUAUGAUAAAGGGAUUUUCGUUCAAGGAGUGUUAGAAAUGCUCUUCAGAAGCAAAGAAACCUGAGUACGGCUGUUGGGUCACCUGGAGAAACGAAAUGCUUUUCACCCAUGCGCUUGCAGCUGCUGAAGGAAGUGUUCCCCAAACCCUGGAGCCCUUGAGAGUGUUGCUGGAGUGAGGUGCCCAGGGUGGAAGUCUGGGCGCUCUCCAGUGGUUUAGGUUUGCAUAUCUCUGAUAGCUUCAUCCCUCCCUGAGGAUGCGUUUGCCAGGUUGCCUGAGACCAUUUGUCAGUAGCGAAGCUUAAAAAGGAGAGUGAGUUCAGUUUACUCUGUCAAGGUAUGAAUUUGGGUCUUUAAAAAGGGAGGUAGAGUUGGGAACAAAUAUUACAGAUGGCCUCUGACCUUAGCUAUGCUUCAGGAUUUCUUCAAGGCAUCUCUCGGGUACAUGUAUCAAUAGGACCGAUCCAGCAACGCUCUGCUCUUCGAGUUUUAUUACUUCAGCAAACAUCUGCUUCAUCAUUUCCCUAAUUAAUGUGGGAAGCUGGUAUAGAACAGCCCUUUUUCUUAAUCCAAAUACCCUUGAUCCUCCUCUCCUUUCCCUCAGCUUCCUUCCAGGCUAUUUUUCUAGAAGGAAAGCCACUUCAGGACUUCCUCCAAAGUGUGCCUACGAAAACUCCUCCUUCCAUUGUGUUUGGCGCGGCUGGGCCCAAAGACAGAGCAAAGGACAGUAACCUUUAGCUAUGCUAUUCAGUCUUUUUUUUUUUUCCUCUUCUCUAUAAACCUAUGUAAUGUUUUUGGUGUGCUCUCUAGUCUUGUGUUCCUUCUAACUUGGUCAACGACUGUAUCUGUUCUCCCUGGUAGGAGCGCUGGUGAUGGUGGGUGCAAGGCUAAAUUUGAAGAGGCUGGUAUUGCCUUGCUCGGGGGGAAGUGGUAAGGAGAUUUCACGUUCCCCCAGCAGCACCAAGCCAAGAGAAGCAGUGUCCCUUACUGAUUUGACGUGAAAGCUUCUGCACUGAGGAAGCAGAGAUUUGCUUCCUUAACACUGAUGGCAGCUUUGCUUGAGUCAGACAUCGGACUUUUUUUUUUUUUUGUGGAUUUGCAGAGAAUAGAACAGAUGUGUAAUAUUUAUCCCGUAAAUGCUGGAUUGUUAAACAAGAUAAUCCUUUCUGAGCACUAGGUCAGAGACAACGUGUUGCUAAGAAAGAGGCACAGCAUCUGGCCUCAGUUCUCUCCAUGCAUCUCCGCAGAUCUAUGGGGAUUGGACAUUAGAUCUUUCUGCUAAAGCAGAUUUGUUCCUACAAGGACCAAAUGGGCUGCACGAGGUAGGGCAGAGGCUGGAAUUUGACCCUAAAACAUUGUGGCAUCGCUGCUGCCCUGCGCAGCUCUGUGCUUUACACAGGAGUGUGUGCACAGAGAGGAAAGGAUGCUUUACACGUGAGGUUUGUCAGCUCAGCAGGCCUUGCAGUGGCACAGCAGAAGCAUGUUUCAGUUGCGUUCCUCUAUAUCCAGGGCUGAGAGUUUGAAUCUCUUUCUCUGGGCAUGUCCUGAGGGCUGCCUUUAGUUGAUGCCAUUUGCAAGUAAGAACCUGGUCCUCUGGAGGUGAACUCAAAGGCUGCUGGGUGUGAUGCUACCUGUGUUGCUCACGUAGGUGCUGUGGGACACAGAAAACAGUGGAUCUUGGUCAUGUUAUCCUGUGCAGUUGCCUAUGGCAGGGUGGUUUUUUUUCUUUAUAAUCAAGUCAAAGCUUUCUAGUGAUUUCAGUGGCGCAGGAUGCUGUCAGCUUGAUGUCCCUCUGAUGUGUUAAGGACACUGGCAGCAUUUGAGGGGGGCUGAGCAGGGAAGGAGUGUGAAGGCUGAUGAGUAAAAGUGGGGUUUACCCCACACUCGAGGUGUACUUGGAGGAAAUAGGUGCAUAAUAUGGGGAAGGGAGCAGAAAAGAGGGAGAGAUGUAGGGUUAAGUAACAGGUGGAUCUGGGAGCCUCCAUCUUCCAGUGAGGACUGGGAAGAGAGCCAGAGGCCUGUCCAGGGAUCCACUGGAGAAUAUCCAUUUAAAUCCACUGUAAUCCACUUUUUUUCCCUCCUUUUUCAUCCUCUGAGCAGUAGCUUUGGUAAUGUGAUGCUUCUGUGCCACUCUGCACUUAGCAUAUUCAGUGGAGAGAGAAAACAUGCGUACAGAGGGCAGUCUCUCUCCGUGAGUACUGAGGCAGUCAUUUCCCUUUGCUGCCGGGUGUGAUGUGGGGUGAAUUUUGGCUGUUGCAUUAAAAGAUUGAUAUCUGUGGGUUUUUCACUUUUUCUUGUUUUUUUUUUCUUCCCUGCUGCAUACAAAGCAAGCCUGGGACACAAGACAGCGGGAGCAAAGAUGUUUUGCCAGCUCUGAAAAGGUCUGUAGAGAAACCGAUAGCUUUAGUCUUUAUUGCAGUCGGAGGGCAUCUCUGCACCGCGGCGACUUCUGGCUCUCUCGAGGACUCGUGCCAAUCGUACUCGGUCACAGAUCCCUUCAGACAACCACGUCGCAGCAAGACGAGAGCCAGAAGAAUGUCCCUCUUGCUAAAAAUCGUGGUAAAGGGCCUGUUGGAGAUAGACAGGUACUCCAUCAAAGACGGUCCGGGCUCUGUCCUGUUGGAAACUGAGUUCAGAGAGACUAAAGCUGCUUUGUAACAACAAAUGCAUGUGCAGGAGCUGGGAAUUGUGGUUUGGGAGUGAGACACACAAAGCAAUGAUAUAUAGCUGCCUCAGUGCUUGGAUAGUGGCCAGAAGAAGCUUUCUAGCAGGGAAAGAGAGAAAUGGGGGUUCAGCCCAGCAGAGAAGGGUAUUUCCUCAUGUAAUGACCACUGACCUGGGCCUUUUGGGGGACAGCAUGGUGAAAAAUCCCUGCUCAGGGUGUAAUAUAACCGCUUUAAAAGCGAUAGAAACGUUACAGUCUGUAAGAAAUGGAGAUCAGUGCAAGCAGUGCUUUGAGGCUGAAAGUCAAGAGUUUGUGCUCUCCGAAACUUGUGCUGUGACCCGAAAAAUAUCUUCUCGUGCUACAACAGGAUUGAAAGGCAGGAAGCCUGGGAAAGCGUUACAAAAACGAAUCCUGAAGCCCGGAACUGUUUGCUUCGAAAGCAGGCAAAAAAAGGAAGCGUGGUUAGAGUACGUAAGAGCUUUUGGUGGUCCAGAGAAAUAAAAUGAGGUGCUUCAGGUCUCUCAUGCCACAGAAACAGGGAAAAUUGUUUACAGAGUGAAGUCAGGGCCUCAUGGCCGUCCUUGGCAAAGCUCCCGUGCGUUUCGGGUAAGCUAGGAUUUCAUCACCAAGGAGGCAAACUCAGACCUGACUGAAGGAAAUACCUUUUCGCAUGUGCGGUCAGGUUGCCGGAUUUACCGGUUAUGAUGCCAAGAAUCGGUCAAAAGGACAGCAAGGAUAUCCAGAAGGGUGACUGCACUAACAAACUCUUGGGAAAUGAUACUGAAUCUUAAGCUUCCCUGCUGACAUGAAUGUCCUAAUUUAAGGAUUAAAAUAAAAAAAAAAGCUGGCUGAGAAUAACGGUGAUUAUCCCACUUCAUUCUUUCUGCAGAGUUUUUGCCUUUCUCUGAUGUACCUGGUGCUGGCUGUUAGUGAAGAGAGCGCUGAACAGGACCUUCCCUGUCUGAAGGGGAGCUAUGGUUUUCCCUGGAAAAAGGACUGCUAUGCUGAAGGGGAGACAUUUAUUCCCUGCUGGAGCUGCUUAUUCUUCAGUGGUGUAAGAAGGGUGGAGGGAACAGCAGCCUCCCCAUCACUAGAUAACCAUCUGUGGCUCUCUGCCAGGGCCUCCAUUGUUUUUGAAUAUCUCGGACAACUUUCGGAUGACAACUGUGGAUGGGUGUUCCUCUCCCUGUUCCUCCUUCCUCAGAGGGGAAAAAAGUUAUUUCCUUCCUCUUGUCUCAGUUUGGUAACUUCCGUCCUGCCCUGCCCUGCCUGAAACCCUUACGGCAGCAACUUCUGCCUGCACGGUCGGAGUCCACACACAGCCUGAGAAAAAAGUUCCAACCGGUGAAAAUGACUGGUGGCAAGGAGGACCCUGCCGUGUUCACCUCCACUUCUCUGCCCUCAGACCCACGGCUUCUAGCUACGGUGACCAACGCUUACCUGGGCACCCGUGUGUAUCGGGACAUCCUCCAUGUCAACGGGGUGUACAACGGAGCUGUGGGAGACACGCAUCGUGCCGACAUCCCCAGCCCUGUCAACGUUAGGAUGACCAAGCCUAGUACGGACGAGCUGACCGAGACCUUCACCUUGAAUACCCGCACAGGAACCUUCAGCCAUGUGCUUCAGUCAGCUGAUUAUACAGCCACCCAUCAGAUCUAUGCCCACCAUUCCCAUGUCCAUUUGAUGGCCUUCAGCAUCACCAUCCAGCGAUCCGCUCACACCAGGCAGCCCAUCGUGGUGGAGCUCCAGAUUCCUUUUGUGCUGAAGAGCCAGGACCUCGACCUGUAUCGGGGACCAGACUUCCAGGGGGCACACUACGUCUAUGGGAAGACAUUGGUCCCCGAGGUGGAUGGGGGACCCCAGCCCACAGUUCACAUGCUCUGGACUCCGGCGCCGCAGACCGUGACCUUGCACGGGGAGGAGCAGGAGAGAACCUGGGAGUUCCUGACCGCCGUGGCCGAGAGCGAGGAGGAAGCGAAGAGGUGCUACAGCGAAGGGAUGGCUCGCGUUGCUGCUGGCACCCUGUACUCCUCCCACGUGGAGGCCUGGGCAGCGCUGUGGAGAGGAUGCUGCAUCGACCUGGACGGCCCUCUGCCUUUGCGACAGGCCCUUUACGGGUGUCUCUAUUACCUGCUGAGUGCUAUCCCUCCCCUUGGGAACCCCGACUUCCUUUUCCAUGGCAUCAGUCCUGGUGGCUUAUCCAACGGCAGUCAGGGGGAAGACUACUGGGGGCACGUCUUCUGGGACCAGGACACGUGGAUAUUCCCAAGCAUCCUGCUGUUUUAUCCCGAAGCGGCCCGAGCCAUCUUGGAGUAUCGGAUUCGCAUGCUGGGAGGAGCUUUACGCAAUGCGCAGGAGCAAGGCUACAAGGGUGCCAAGUUUCCUUGGGAGAGCGCAGCCACCGGCCGGGAAGUCUGUCCGGAAGAGAUUUAUGGAGCUCAAGAAAUUCACGUCACUGGGGAUGUUAUGAUGGCCUUUGAGCAGUAUUAUCACACCACACAGGACCAGAAGCUGUUCAGGGAGGAUGGAGGCUGGAACCUGGUUGGUGCUGUGGCUCAGUACUGGUGCAGCAGGAUGGUGUGGAAUGAAGAGGAGCAGUGCUACCACAUCAAAGGUGUCAUGCCCCCAGACGAGUAUCAUUACCGGGUCGAUAACUCUGUUUACACCAACGCUUUGGCCCAGAGGAGUUUAAAUUUUGCAGCUGAUGUUGCGCGGGACUUCUUGGUCCCUGUACCAGAAGAGUGGGUGGAGUGUGCCAAGAAAGUCAAAGUGCCAUUUGAUGCAGAGAAGAAAUACCAUCCUGAAUAUGAUGGUUACAGCCCAGGUGAGCCUGUGAAACAAGCUGAUGUUGUCUUGCUUGGAUUCCCUCUGAUGUACCCCAUGAGUCCUGAAGUCCGGAGAAAUGACCUGGAGUUGUACGAAUCUGUCACUGUGCUGGAUGGGCCAGCCAUGACCUGGAGCAUGUUUGCGGUGGGCUGGCUGGAGCUAAAGGAAGCGCAGAAAGCACAGAGUCAACUGAGCAAAUGUUUCAGCAACAUCACGGAGCCCUUCAAGAUCUGGGUGGAGAACUCGGAUGGAUCAGGAGCUGUGAACUUCUUGACAGGGAUGGGUGGAUUCUUGCAAGCUGUCCUCUUUGGCUACACGGGGUUCAGGAUUACAAAGACAAGCCUUCGCUUUGAUCCUGCAUGUCCUAAUGACAUCAACAAAUUGAAGGUCACUGGAGUCUCCUACGUUGGCAACAAACUGAAGUUCACCAUCACCAAAGAAAAGAUCAAGAUCAAAGUGACUAAGUCUCCCCUUGACUCUCCUGCAUGUCCCCUGGAGGCUGUGCUGGAGGAAUCGGGGCAGCGAUUUCCUCUGUAUGAAGGGCAGAGCGUCUCUUUCCGCACGUCAGCCGGCUGGAUUCAGAGGUCGUCCCCGGAGGCGUUUUAAACCUCAGCAGAUUUGGGGUUUACCCGGCAGGUACCACUAUCGUCAGAGCUGCAGAAACAAGUCCAAGAGCAGAAGGUGGCAGAAUGGAAAGGUCAAGUCACUCUGUGCUGUUGGGUGGGUGGCGUGGAAGGUGGGUGUCCUGGUUUGUGUCAUAAACCCUUUGCACCUGCG
Dromaius novaehollandiae (emu) is the source of this 6444-nucleotide messenger RNA. RefSeq names its product protein-glucosylgalactosylhydroxylysine glucosidase (gene PGGHG). NCBI's taxonomy places the organism in Eukaryota, Metazoa, Chordata, Aves, Casuariiformes, Dromaiidae. The record is from RefSeq and is a predicted model, not a curated record. Gene Ontology annotation, molecular function: protein-glucosylgalactosylhydroxylysine glucosidase activity. Gene Ontology annotation, cellular component: cytosol. Bases 4012 to 6273 code for a protein of 753 amino acids. The transcript has 15 exons. Gene Ontology annotation, biological process: carbohydrate metabolic process.